UAAACGAAACGAUAGUCCAUGGUUUUUCGGUUUUCUUUUCUCUCUCUGUUUUUGUCUCACUCCAACAAAUAACAUGGAGGUAGUGCUCUGAGCGCAGUUUAAUUUUCUUUGUUUACGUGUCGGUUUCGUAUAUCGUUCCAUUUAAUUUAAAAGAAAGAAUUUGUUAGCGGUUUAUGGAAUUAUCUCGAAGUGAUUUUUUCAAAGUUUCUGUAAGAACUGUAUGAAAUGAAUAACGGGGACAUUGGGGGGCCUAGAGGCAGAGGCCGCGGUUGGCAGCAACCUGAAAACCAACCAAGGGAGCUUCGCCGGCCGAGAAUCGUAACCGAGGAUGCAAGAGUGGAACCUCCUAAAUCUAAUUUGUCGGCGGAAGCGAAGGAAUGGUAUCCACCUAAUUACAACCCUCAAGCUCAAACAUUUGUGCCUGAUCCAGCUCCAUACAGACCCGCUCGUUUUUCCGUACAAGAUCGACUGCGUCAAGCCCAAGAUCAGAACCCAUACAACUUCGAUGAUAUGUCAUAUUCCCUCGAAGAAGCAGAGAACAUGGACUUACGGGAGAACAUUGCCAACUUGAUUACUGUCAUGUGUGAGAUAACAUUUGACCCUGGCAAAUUCGACACCCUCUGUGGUCCUCUUGUGGACUCUUUUGCCUUGUCUUUGCAUGAUGCCAGCUACACCAGGCCAUUGGUUGAAGCCAUUGUUAAUCAGUCGAUAGGUGAGUCGAACUUCCGCUACAAUGGUGCGCGUUUGUGCUCAAUGUACGACUCGGUGGCGUCACCCGAGGAGUCCACGUUCCGCGUCUGCCUUCUGGAACGUUGCUCUGCUGAAGAGAGCAAGAUCAUCAGCGGAGUGGAGACCUCCGAGGAGAAUAUGCGCGGCUUCGCAAUGUUUCUCGCCGAGAUUUACACCCAACUCGAGGAUAGCCAGGGUGGAAGACUGAAGUCUCUCGGCGAGAGUCUCUGUAAGGUCCUACUUCAUUUACUGGACACAGACAAAGAGACUAAUAUCAAAGCUGUAUGUCAACUACUCAAGUUGUCAGGUAUAGCGCUCGACGCCGACUGCCCGGCGGGUAUGCACGCGGCGUUCGAGCGGUUGAAACGCCGCGCUCAUUUACCCGCCGUCCGCAACGUGGUGGCGUUACGGGGCGCGCGCUGGGGCCUGGCCGACCCCUCGCCGCCCGCAGACCAUCGGCGCCGGCAUGGUAUGAACGGGGAAACGGACGGCGGACCCGCGGGCGAAGGCGGUUACUUAGCGGACGGACAUACGUUAACGGCUGAGGAACGAGCUUUCUUGCAGAGCAAUCUGCCUGCGCCCAAGAACGCCGCCCUGGAAGACGAUAUACUGGAAGAGCUCGAAAACGACGCUUGGGACACCGGCAUGGAUGCCGAAAUGCAGGCGGGCUUCCUGGAAUUCUUGAAGAUGUCCAACCAGAUCAAGCGAUAACCCUCCCCCACCCUGGGCCUCGACGGACAGACCGAAACGCGUCUCCACUGUAAACUAGCGCAGAAAAACUUAUUAAACAUUUCCUACAUUACGAUACUUACACACGAUUAUUGUUCUAAGCCCCGUGGGUCAUACGUACAUUUAUUAUCUGAGAUAUGGCGACUUGAGAGGG
Messenger RNA from Chilo suppressalis (striped riceborer), 1612 nucleotides. The record is from the annotation of a GenBank genome assembly. NCBI's taxonomy places the organism in Eukaryota, Metazoa, Arthropoda, Insecta, Lepidoptera, Crambidae.